CGGAGGCUGAGCGCCCGCGCCCGGCGGGUGGGAGUCCCCGGGUCCCCAAACCUGUGGCCGGUGUUGUCCUCGGUGACUCCACCAGCAGGUGGGUUCCUUCCCUUCUCGGGCGCCAGACUCCGGCCGAAAGGGAGAGAAGAAUUCCAGGGCAGAGAUGGGAGCGGGGGCGGGCACGUGGCCAAGGCCUGCGGACGAUUUUCGCCGCUGAGAGCGGGAGAUGCUGGCCCAGGCGGCGGCUGCCUGCAUUCCGGCGACGUCACGGGGCGGCGGCGGUGGCAGCGGCCUCGCGGCCGGGGCCCGCGCGGCGGGAGCCAGGACGCGCCCCAGGGAAGGAUGCGCAGGCCCGGAGCCAAGGCAAGAGCGCGCGUUGGGAGAUGCUGCUCGAGAGACUUCGGAGUCUGAUCCCGAGGACUUCGCAGAUGAGACCAACCCGGAGCCCUUCUACGGCUCCUCCCCGCCCAGCACGCCCCGCCAGAUGAAGCGCAUGUCAGCCAAGCUCCAGAGGAACAGCCUGGGGAGGCCCGCCGGUCGAGCUGGCCUCAAAGAAAAAAUGAAUGCCCCGAACCAGCCUCCACAUAAAGACACUGGAAGGACUGUGGAGAAUGCGGAGGAAUACAGCUACAAGCAGGAGAAAAAGCUCCGAGCCGCGCUCAGGACCACCGAGCGCGAUCAUAAGAAAAACGUGCAGUGCUCCUUCAUGUUGGACUCAGUGGGUGGGUCUCUGCCCAAAAAAUCAAUUCCAGAUGUGGAUCUCAAUAAGCCUUACCUCAGUCUCGGCUGCAGCAACGCUAAGCUUCCGGUGUCCGUGCCCCUGCCCAUACCCAGGACCGCCCGCCAGACUUCUCGGACUGACUGUCCCGCAGAUCGCUUGAAGUUCUUUGAAACUUUGCGGCUUCUGCUAAAGCUUACCUCAGUCUCAAAGAAGAAGGACAGGGAGCAAAGAGGACAGGAAAAUACGUCUGCUUUCUGGUUUAACCGGUCUAAUGAACUGAUCUGGUUAGAACUACAAGCGUGGCAUGCAGGGCGGACCAUUAACGACCAGGACCUCUUUUUAUAUACAGCCCGACAAGCCAUCCCAGAUAUUAUCAAUGAAAUCCUCACUUUCAAAGUUAACUAUGGGAGCUUUGCCUUUGUUAGAAAUGGAGCUAGUUUUAAUGGUACUUCAGGAGAAGGACAGUGCAAAGCCCCACACGGAACAAAGAUGGUGGGUUACUCAACCUAUCAUGAGCAUCUGCAACGCCAGAGGGUGUCCUUUGAGCAGGUGAAAAGGAUAAUGGAGCUGCUGGAGUACAUAGAGGCACUUUAUCCAUCACUGCAGGCGCUUCAAAAGGACUAUGAAAAGUAUGCUGCAAAAGACUUCCAGGACAGGGUGCAGGCGCUCUGUUUGUGGUUAAACAUCACAAAAGACUUAAAUCAGAAACUAAGGAUUAUGGGCACUGUUUUGGGCAUCAAGAAUUUAUCAGACAUUGGCUGGCCAGUGUUUGAAAUCCCUUCCCCUCGAUCAUCCAAAGGCAACGAGCCUGAAGACGACGGUGAUGACACAGAAGGAGAAUUCAAAGAUCUGGAAAGCAGCACGGAAGAGAGCGAAGAGGAGCAGAUCUCUGCUCCAAGCGCACCAGAGAGCAGGCAGCCCGCUGACGACACUUUCAGCCUCCAGGCCCAGGACCGCGUAACCAAGAAGCUUGAGAGGCUUGAAUCUGAGGACGAUCCUGUUGGCUGGGGGACAGCGGACUGCAGCACAGAUGCGGGCUUUAGUAGACAUUGUCUGACCUCUAUUUAUAGACCAUUUGUAGACAAAGCACUGAAGCAGAUGGGGUUAAGAAAGUUAAUUUUGAGACUUCACAAGCUGAUGGAUGGCUCCUUGCAAAGGGCGCGUGUAGCCCUGGUAAAGGGUGACCGUCCAGUGGAGUUUUCUGAAUUUCCAGAUCCCAUGUGGGGUUCGGAUUAUGUGCAGUUGUCCAGGCCGCCCCCCUCCUCGGAGCAGAAAUGCAGCACUGUGUCCUGGGACGAGCUCAAGUCCAUGGAUUUGCCCUCCUUCGAACCUGCCUUCUUAGUCCUCUGCCGAGUCCUUCUGAACGUCAUACAUGAAUGUCUCAAGUUAAGAUUGGAACAGAGACCUGCUGGAGAACCAUCUCUCUUGAGUAUUAAGCAGCUGGUGCGAGAGUGCCGGGAGGUGCUGAAGGGCGGCCUGCUGAUGAAGCAGUACUACCAGUUCAUGCUGCACGAGGUGCUGGACGACCUGGGCAAGGCCGACUGCAACAUCGACGCCUUCGAGGAGGAUCUGCACAAGAUGCUGAUGGUAUAUUUUGAUUACAUGAGAAGCUGGAUCCAAAUGCUACAGCAAUUACCUCAAGCAUCCCAUAGUUUAAAAAAUCUGCUAGAAGAGGAAUGGAAUUUCACCAAAGAAAUAACCCACUACAUCCGGGGAGGAGAAGCACAGGCUGGCAAGCUUUUCUGCGACAUUGCAGGAAUGCUGCUGAAAUCUACAGGAAGUUUUCUAGAAUUUGGCUUACAGGAGAGCUGUGCAGAAUUUUGGACCAGUGCUGAUGAUAGCAGUGCUUCAGAUGAAAUAAGGAGGUCUGUUAUAGAGAUCAGCCGAGCACUGAAGGAGCUCUUUCAUGAGGCUAGAGAAAGAGCCUCCAAAGCACUUGGGUUUGCUAAGAUGUUGAGAAAGGACCUGGAAAUCGCUGCAGAGUUCAUACUUUCAGCCCCAGUUAGAGACCUUUUGGCUGUCCUGAAAUCAAAACAGUACGUUAAGGUACAGAUUCCUGGCUUAGAAAACCUGCAGGUGUUUGUUCCGGACACCCUGGCCGAGGAGAAGAGUAUAAUUUUGCAGUUACUCAAUGCAGCCGCAGGGAAGGACUGCUCCAAAGAGUCAGAUGACGUGCUAAUUGACGCCUAUCUACUUCUCACCAAGCAUAGUGACCGCGCUCAGGAUUCAGACGACAGCUGGACCACGUGGGAGGCACAGCCUGUCAAAAUUGUGCCUCAGGUGGAGACUGUGGAUACCUUGCGAAGCAUGCAGGUGGAUAAUCUUUUACUCGUCGUCAUGCAGUCUGCCCAUCUCAUCAUCCAGAGAAAAGCUUUCCAGCAGUCCAUUGAAGGACUCAUGACUCUACGCCAGGAGCAGACGUCCAGCCAGCCCAUCAUCGCCAAAGCUUUGCAGCAGCUGAAGAAUGAUGCAUUAGAGCUUUGCAACAGAAUAAGUGAUGCCAUUGACCGAGUGGACCACAUGUUCACUUCAGACUUUGAUGCCGAAGUGGACGAAUCGGAAUCUGCUACGUUGCAGCAGUACUACCGAGAAGCCAUGACUCAGGGGUACAACUUUGGGUUCGAGUAUCAUAAAGAAGUUGUUCGUUUGAUGUCCGGCGAAUUUAGACAGAAGAUAGGAGACAAGUAUAUCAGCUUUGCCCGGAAAUGGAUGAAUUAUGUGCUGACUAAGUGUGAGAGCGGCAGAGGGACGAGGCCCAGGUGGGCCACUCAAGGCUUUGACUUCCUGCAAGCCAUUGAACCUGCGUUUAUAUCAGCUUUACCAGAAGAUGACUUUUUGAGUUUACAAGCCCUGAUGAAUGAAUGCAUUGGCCACGUAAUAGGAAAGCCGCACAGCCCUAUUACAGGUCUGUACCUUGCCAUUCAUCGGAACAGCCCCCGUCCUGUGAAGGUACCGCGAUGCCACAGCGACCCUCCUAACCCACAUCUCAUUAUCCCCACUCCAGAGGGAUUCAGCACCCGGAGUGUGCCUGCGGACGCGCGGAGCCUCGGCAGCCCCGCCACUGCUGCUACCGUCGCUGCCGCCGCCACUGCCGGCCGCCCUGGGCCCUCAGGCAGCGACUCUGUGCCGCCCAAACCCAGCAGCAGUGCCCAUGAUACCAGGGGUUCCAGCGUCCCCGAGAAUGACCGCCUGGCUUCCGUAGCAGCCGAGUUGCAGUUCAGGUCCCUGAGCCGGCACUCCAGCCCCACCGAGGAGCGAGACGAACCAGCAUAUCCAAAAGGUGAUUCAAGUGGGUCAACUCGAAGAAGCUGGGAACUUCGGACGCUGAUCAGCCAGACCAAGGACACCGCGUCCAGGCAAGGCCCCAUAGAAGCUAUCCAGAGGUCCGUCCGACUGUUUGAAGAAAAGAGACACCGAGAAAUGCGCAGAAAGAACAUCAUCGGUCAAGUGUGUGACACUCCGAAAUCUUACGACAACGUGAUGCACGUCGGCUUGAGGAAGGUGACCUUUAAGUGGCAACGAGGAAACAAAAUCGGGGAAGGCCAGUACGGGAAGGUCUACACCUGUAUCAGCGUGGACACCGGCGAGCUGAUGGCCAUGAAGGAGAUUCGAUUUCAGCCUAAUGACCAUAAGACCAUCAAGGAAACUGCAGACGAACUGAAAAUCUUUGAAGGCAUCAAACACCCCAAUCUGGUUCGGUAUUUUGGUGUGGAGCUGCACAGAGAGGAGAUGUACAUCUUCAUGGAGUACUGCGACGAGGGGACCCUGGAGGAGGUGUCCCGGCUGGGGCUUCAGGAGCACGUCAUCAGGCUGUACUCCAAGCAGAUCACCGUAGCCAUCAACGUCCUGCACGAGCACGGCAUCGUCCACCGCGACAUCAAAGGCGCCAACAUCUUCCUUACGUCGUCUGGGCUCAUCAAACUGGGAGAUUUUGGAUGCUCGGUAAAGCUUAAAAACAACGCGCAGACCAUGCCUGGGGAAGUGAAUAGCACACUGGGGACGGCAGCUUACAUGGCUCCGGAAGUCAUCACUCGCGCGAAAGGAGAGGGCCAUGGGCGAGCGGCCGACAUCUGGAGUCUGGGCUGUGUUGUCAUUGAGAUGGUGACCGGCAAGAGACCUUGGCAUGAAUAUGAACACAACUUCCAGAUAAUGUACAAGGUGGGGAUGGGGCAUAAGCCACCGAUCCCUGAAAGACUGAGCCCGGAAGGAAAGGACUUCCUUGCUCACUGCCUAGAAAGUGAGCCCAGGAUGAGGUGGACGGCCAGCCAGCUCCUGGACCAUUCCUUCAUCAAGGUUUGCACAGAUGAAGAAUGAAGCCCGUCCCCUGUGGCCUGGUGGUGUGUGUACUCGGAAACCCCUUCAUCACUACUGUAUGUAAUAUUUACAUGAAGACUCUGCUGAGAAGCAGUAGAAGCCUUUUUAACCUUCCAAGACUGAAGACUGCACAGGUGACAAGCGUCACUUCUCCUGCUGCUCCUGUUUGUUUGAUGUGGCACGGGGCCUCCCGAGUGACGGUGUCCGCGAGGUAAAGAAGCUGCAUGUUAAGUGCCAUUACUACUGUACCCGGACCAUCGCCUCGGUCACCUUGGCUCUCAGGUGACUGGGCACUGUGACAUCGGUGUCGUAUUUUCGUAGUGUUACCAGGCGUCCUGGGCCUUGUUGUUAAUCUCCCGUUUGUCGAGUGCACUGACCUUGAAACCUUGCCUUUUGUUGUCCUGGGCAAGCCGCAGGUUUGUUAUGCAAAAGGAUGAUCAAUGAAACUUAAGAAAAAGGUUCUUUUUUCAAUAAAUGGUUUAUUUUAGGAAAGCUC
This is a messenger RNA of Sus scrofa (pig), 5522 nucleotides long. The record is from RefSeq and is a predicted model, not a curated record. NCBI's taxonomy places the organism in Eukaryota, Metazoa, Chordata, Mammalia, Artiodactyla, Suidae.